AUGGGGCCUGGACAGGGAGGGUGUGAGGGCGAGGAGGAGUCGCCAUUGCAGGUCCAGCUGAGGGAGGGCCGGGCCUUGGCCGCCCUGGGAUGGUGGGAGCUGCUCCGGGGCCUGCUGGUGUUCGCCCUCUGCUCCCACCCCUGGCUGCAACAGGACCCCGAAGCGUUCCUGCGGGCGUCGCGGCGGCUCCUGGGCGCUCGCCUGUGGCGGGCUCUGCUCUCCGUGUCCCUCUGGGGCCAUUUUGCCGUGGGCCGGAGCCCGGCGGCCAUCGAGGAAUUGUCCCGGUGGCUCCGGGCCCGGGGCCUGCGGCCGAUGCUGGCGCUGCCCAUCGAGGGCGAGGGGCCUGAUGGUGAGGGCGAGGCCUGGUUUGAGCAGAACCUGGGGGCAGCCCUGGAGUGUGUGGGGCUGGCGGCCGCCUCGGGCCCCGAACCCGCCAUGCAGCUCAAGGUGACGGCGCUGCUGAGCCAGAGGCUCUGCGAGAAACUCUCGCUCCGAUUGGCCGAGCCGGAAGGGGCGGGGCUUAACCCGGAAGAGGUGGCGGCCAUGUUGGGCGGCCAGGUACCUGAGCUCACCUGGCUCAGCCCGGCCGAGAAUCAACACCUGGGGCGGGGCCUGAGGAGGCUCGAGGAGGUGGCACAGGCGGCCGUGGCGCGGCGCGUGCAGGUGCUGGUGGAUGCUGAGAUGUCUCACCUGAACCCCGCCCUCACCUGCCUCACCUGGGGGCUGAUGUGGAGACACAACCGGGGCGGGCCCCGAGCCUGGAUCUGGAACACCUGGCAGGCUUACCUGAGGGACACAGAGUCCCACCUGGCCGCUCACCUGGCCCAGGCGCGCCGCUCAGGUCUCCCCUGCGGGGUGAAGUUGGUUCGCGGCGCGUACCUGGAGCAGGAGCGGGGCCGGGCCCGGGGCUACGGGCGCUGCCUCGAGCUCCUGGGAGCGGCGCUGGCCCGGCCGGGCCCGGGGCUCUGGCUCAUGGUGGCCACACACAACGAGGGAUCUGUCCUGCAGGCACUCAGGCUCAGCCCCCGCCCCUCCCCCAACGUCUCGUUCGCGCAGCUCCAGGGGAUGGGAGAGAGCCUGGGCAUGGAGCUGGGACGAUCACCGUACCUGGCGCGGCGCGCGGCCGAGAAUCGCGGAGCGCUGGGCGGGGCCCGGCGGGAGCGGGAGCUGCUGUGGGCGGAGCUUGGCAGGAGGCUCCGCCCAUGGCGGAAAAAAGACAACAGAGGGGGCGUGGCUUAG
Molecule: messenger RNA, 1239 nt
Organism: Catharus ustulatus (Swainson's thrush)
Lineage: Eukaryota; Metazoa; Chordata; Aves; Passeriformes; Turdidae
Gene: PRODH2
Product: proline dehydrogenase 2
Exons: 12
Coding region: 1-1239 (412 amino acids)
Cellular component (GO): mitochondrion
Molecular function (GO): FAD binding; proline dehydrogenase activity
Source: RefSeq, a predicted model, not a curated record